GGGAAAACACAGCCCAGCUGAAAGAGUGAAAACACACACAAGGGUGAGAAAACCUAUGAUUGUGUUACAGAGAGAGAAGCAGUCAGAUAGGUGCAUGAAUACACAGAAGCAGCCAGAAAAGAGAGCGAAAGAAAAAGAAGAAGAAGAAAAGAGUAAGUGAGACUCUGAGAGAGGAAGAUAGAGUGUCAGAGAGAGAAGGAGGAAGACGAAGUGAAAGGGAAUCAUGUCUCUGAAUGGGAAGGUGGCUCUGGUGACUGGGGGUGCUCAGGGCAUUGGGAGAGCCGUGGUCCAGUCACUGCUGCAGAGCUCAGCUAAGGUGGCCGUGGUGGACCUGAACAAAACCUGCGGGGAAGAGUGCAAGAAAGAGCUGGACGCAGAGUUUGGAGAGGGCAACUGCACCUUUAUUCAGUGUGAUGUGUCUAAUGGAGACAUGCUGAGAGACGCCUUCCAGAGUACAGUGGACAAGUUUGGUCGCCUGGACAUUGCCAUCAACAACGCCGGCAUCAACAAUGAAAAGAACUGGGAGAAGACCAUACAAGUCAACCUGACAUCAGUAAUAAAGGGGACCUACUUGGCACUUGAACACAUGAGUAAAGAGUUUGGCAAGGAAGGAGGCACUAUCAUCAAUGUAUCCUCUAUGGCAGCCUUCAUGCACUCCCCUCACCAGCCCGUCUACACUGCUACUAAACACGGAGUCAUCGGCUUCACUAGAGCUAUGGCGGACGCCUCCUCUCAGGGUGACUACGGCGUUCGUAUCAACGUCUUGUGUCCAGCUUUCGUUGACACUCCUCUGCUGCACUCAGUGGAACACGAGGACAACAUGGGGAAGUUUGUCAAGUUCAAGGACGACUUCAAGCGCAGCAUGAACAAGUUUGGAGUUUUAAAGCCGGCGUUGAUAGCAGAGGGCAUGAUGAGGUUGAUCAUGGACACCAGUCUGAACGGAUCAGUGAUGAAGAUUACCUGCUCCAAAGGAAUCCACUUCCACACCUAUGAACCCAUGUCUGCUUGAACGUAAACAUGCUGGACUGUGGAGAACUUAUGCAGUGCUUUAACCUGUCUGACUGCAACACACCAGAGGCUGGUUCAGGACAACAUCUGGCUGCUGCUGAAGCUCAGAUCAGAACUGCAGAAAAUUAGAGCAAUGUUUAGGAUCCUGCUGGGACAAACUGACCUGAACAACGUCUGAUCAUCAUGUAUAUUUACCACAUUGUAAUAGCCUAAUUAUGCUAAUAAUAUGAUCGUAAUCAUCCAUGGAAAACAUCCAGUGUUUUCAGUGCCAGCCAAGAUUAACCUCUGGCAAACCCAAAUUAUAAAUGUACUUUUCAGUGUAGUGACAGUCAGUGUCAUCCACCUCAGACACGACUGAUUAUGCAGCUUCUUUGAUUAAACAGUGUUAUUAUAAGAACUGUAAUUUGUUAUUUAACUGCUGGUUUAUACAAAAUUAAAAAUAAAUCAUGUGUGAUAGUUUAA
Molecule: messenger RNA, 1470 nt
Organism: Scomber japonicus (chub mackerel)
Lineage: Eukaryota; Metazoa; Chordata; Actinopteri; Scombriformes; Scombridae
Gene: hpgd
Product: 15-hydroxyprostaglandin dehydrogenase
Exons: 7
Coding region: 224-1009 (261 amino acids)
Cellular component (GO): cytoplasm
Molecular function (GO): oxidoreductase activity, acting on the CH-OH group of donors, NAD or NADP as acceptor
Source: RefSeq, a predicted model, not a curated record